AUGCUUCCCCGAUCUCCCACUGUCGAUGCCUUCAACCAGCAAGCACUCAGGCACUUUGGAAACCAGCCAGUCAGCAGCGAUAUGAUCGCGUAUCUCGCGAGGAUCGUGGACCGUGUACAGAAGGAUUCGACGCCCUUUCCUUCUGAACUACUUCAGUAUGGAGCUUGCUGGUAUGAGCCUGAGAAGUCUAGGCUACCGGCACUGGAGGAGUUCAUCGCGAAUCUAGUAGUCUCAUCGGAGGUCAGAGCCUUACCGCUCAUGUCGACUCUCGUCUAUCUCAACCGCCUCAAGUCAAAGCUGAAUACGACAGCCCAUGGCGUCUCUUCUACACCACAUCGCAUAUUCCUAGCGUCACUCGUCGUGGCCGUCAAAUUUCUCGAUGAUAGUCCACCCAAAAACAAACACUGGGUGUUUCACUCUAGCGUCCAGACUGCUACCUCGGCUCUUCAGUUCACCCAAGGCGAUGUGAAUAAGAUGGAAGCGCAGCUCAUAUGUCACCUAGAUUGGGAUCUGACAAUGAGCGAGCAGGACUUGUGCGCCGCACUGGCGCCAUUCUUAGAGCCGCUACCGCUGAAUAUUGGCAAGGCACGCAAGAAAGAAAGCAUGGCGAGAAGAUGA
Messenger RNA from Hirsutella rhossiliensis, 618 nucleotides. Its product is annotated as cyclin domain-containing protein. Gene Ontology annotation, molecular function: protein kinase binding; cyclin-dependent protein serine/threonine kinase regulator activity. Bases 1 to 618 code for a protein of 205 amino acids. Gene Ontology annotation, cellular component: cyclin-dependent protein kinase holoenzyme complex; nucleus. Lineage: Eukaryota; Fungi; Ascomycota; Sordariomycetes; Hypocreales; Ophiocordycipitaceae. Gene Ontology annotation, biological process: regulation of cyclin-dependent protein serine/threonine kinase activity. The transcript has 2 exons. The record is from RefSeq and is a predicted model, not a curated record.